Molecule: messenger RNA, 10509 nt
Organism: Phyllostomus discolor (pale spear-nosed bat)
Lineage: Eukaryota; Metazoa; Chordata; Mammalia; Chiroptera; Phyllostomidae
Exons: 48
Cellular component (GO): membrane
Source: RefSeq, a predicted model, not a curated record
AUGAACGGACACUGCUUUCUCCAAGGACUUGCUUUUUUCCUCUUCAGUGUCCUAGCAAGUGCUCAAGACAGUGGACAGCUCCGCCUGGUGAACGGGAACAGUCGCUGUGCCGGCAGAGUGGAAAUCCUUCACCAGGGCUCCUGGGGCACCAUCUGUUCCGACAAAUGGGACCUGAACGAUGCUCAGGUAGUGUGCAGACAGCUAGGCUGCGGGGAAGCCCUCGAUGCCACAGUUGCUGCUCACUUCGGGGCAGGAUCAGGCCGGAUCUGGCUGGAUGAUGUGAAUUGCGCAGGAAGGGAGUCCUACCUAUGGAAGUGCCCUUCCUUGGGCUGGGGACGACACAACUGCUGGCACAAUCAGGAUGCAGGGGUCAUCUGCUCAGGAUUUUUGCGUCUGGUUGGAGGGGAUGAACGCUGCUCAGGUCGAGUAGAAGUACGUUUUAUAAGAGGCUGGAUUCCAGUGUCUGAUGCAUACUUUACGUGGCCCACUGCUCAGGUCAUCUGUGCAGAGCUAGAGUGUGGCAAAGCUGUGUCUGUCCUGGUGGAUGUGCCUUUCAGAGAGUCAGAUGGACAGGCAUGGGCUGAAAAGUUCCAGUGUAAGGGGCAGGAGCGUGCACUCCAGCUCUGCCCCAGAGUGCCCUGUCCAGGAGGUGCUUGCCAGCACAGUGGGGCUGUUCAAGUUGUCUGUUCAGCAUACACAGAAGUGCGGCUCAUGAAAAAUGGCAACUCUCGGUGUGAGGGACAAGUGGAGAUGAAUAUUUCUGGAAGAUGGAGAAUGCUCUGUGCCUCUCACUGGAACAUGGCCAAUGCCAAUGUGGUCUGUCGUCAGCUCAGCUGUGGAGUUGCCAUCUCUACCCCAAAAGGAGCCUACUUUGUGAGAAGAGGUGACCAGAUCUGGAAAGCCCAAUUUCACUGCUCAGGGACUGAGCCCUUCCUAUGGAAUUGCCCAAUGACUGCCCUGGGCAUUCCUGACUGUACCCAUGGGAACACAGCCUCAGUGAUCUGUUCAGGAAACCAGACCCAGGUGCUGCCCCAGAGCAACUCAGUGUCUGCACCAGCAAGCUCUGCACUCUCAGAGGAUAUUGCUGCCAACUGCUCAGACAGCACAAGGCUCCGCUUGGUGGAUGCAGGCAGUCGCUGUGCUGGCAGGGUGGAGAUCCUUCACCAGGGCUCCUGGGGCACCAUCUGUGAUGACAGCUGGGACCUGAACGAUGCCCAGGUGGUGUGCAGACAGCUGGGCUGUGGGGAAGCCCUCAAUGCUACAGUGUCUGCUCACUUCGGCACAGGAUCAGGCCAGAUCUGGCUGGAUGACAUCAACUGCACAGGAAGGGAGUCCCACCUGUGGGAGUGCCCUUCCCGGGACUGGGGACAGCACAACUGCUGGCACAAGGAGGACGCUGGGGUCAUCUGCUCAGAGUUCCUGGCCCUGAGGAUGGUGAGCGAGGACCAGGAGUGUGCCGGGUGGCUGGAAGUUUUCUACAAUGGGACCUGGGGCAGUGUCUGUCGCAGCCCCAUGGAAGCCACGACCUUGUCUACGAUCUGCAGACAGCUUGGUUGUGGGGACAGGGGGACCCUUGACACUUCUGUUGAUUAUAGAGAAGGUUCUAGACCCCGGUGGGUGGAUGGAAUCCAGUGUCGGAACACUGAUAUGUCUCUCUGGCAGUGUCCUUCUGACCCUUGGAAAUACAAUUCAUGCAGUCCAAAGGAGGAAGCUUACAUCACAUGUGCAGACAGCACACAGCUCCUACUGGUGAACGGGGACAGUCGCUGUGCCGGCAGAGUGGAAAUCCUUCACCAGGGCUCCUGGGGCACCAUCUGUGAUGACAGGUGGGACCUGAACGAUGCCCAUGUGGUGUGCAGAGAGCUGGGCUGUGGGGAAGCCCUCGAUGCCACAGUCGCUGCUCACUUCGGGGCAGGAUCAGGCCAGAUCUGGCUGGAUGAGGUGAACUGCACAGGAAAGGAGUCCCACCUGUGGAAGUGCCCUUCCAGGGGCUGGGGAAAGCACAACUGCUGGCACAAGGAGGAUGCAGGGGUCAUCUGCUCAGGAUUUGUGCGUCUGGCUGGAGGGGACAGCACCUGCUCAGGGCAAGUAGAAGUGCACUCUGGAAAUAAAUGGACUUCAGUGUCUGAUGCAAACUUUACGUGGCCCACUGCCCAGGUCAUCUGUGCAGAACUAGGUUGUGGCAAAGCAGCAUCUGUCCUGGUGAAUGUGCCUUUCAGAGAGUCAGGUGGACAGACGUGGGCUGAAGAGUUCCGGUGUAAAGGGCAGGAGCCUGUACUCCAGCUCUGCCCCAAAGUGCCCUGUCCAGGAGGUGCUUGCCAGCACAGUGGGGCUGUUCAAGUUGUCUGUUCAGCAUACACAGAAGUGCGGCUCAUGAAAAAUGGCACCUCUCAGUGUGAGGGACAAGUGGAGAUGAAUAUUUCUGGAGAAUGGAGAAUGCUCUGUGCCUCUCACUGGAACAUGGCCAAUGCCAAUGUGGUCUGUCGUCAGCUCAGCUGUGGAGUUGCCAUCUCUACCCCAAAAGGAGCCUACUUUGUGGGAGGAGGUGGUCAGAUCUGGAAAGCCCAGUUUCACUGCUCAGGGACUGAGUCCUUCCUGUGGAAUUGCCCUGUGACUGCCCUGGGCAUUCCUGACUGUACCCAUGGGAACACAGCCUCAGUGAUCUGUUCAGGAAAUCAGACCCAAGUGCUGCCCCAGUGCAACUCCUUGUCUGAACCAGCAGACUCUGUACCCUCGGAAGACAGCACUGCCAACUGCUCAGGCAGUGCACAGGUCCGCCUCAUGGCGCGGGGCAGUCGUUGUGCUGGCAGGGUGGAGAUCCUUCACCAGGGCUCCUGGGGCACCAUCUGUGAUGACAACUGGGACCUGAACGAUGCCCAGGUGGUGUGCAGACAGCUGGGCUGUGGGGAAGCCCUCAAUGCCACAGUCUCUGCUCACUUUGGGCCAGGAUCAGGCCAGAUCUGGCUGGAUGAUGUGAACUGCACAGGAAGGGAGUCCCACCUAUGGAAGUGUCCUUCCCAGGGCUGGGGACAGCACAACUGCCGACACAAGGAGGAUGCAGGGGUCAUCUGCUCAGAGUUCCUGGCCCUGAGGAUGGUGAACAAGGACCAGGAGUGUGCUGGCUGGCUGGAAGUUUUCUACAAUGGGACCUGGGGCAGUGUCUGCCGCAGCCCCAUGGAAGCCAUGACUUUGUCCACAAUCUGCAGACAAUUUGGCUGUGGGGACAGGGGGACCCUUGACAUUUCUGUUAAUUUUAGGGAAGGUUCUAGACCCAGGUGGGUGGAUGGAAUCCAGUGUCGGAACACUGAUAUGUCUCUCUGGCAGUGCCCUUCUGACCCUUGGAAAUACAGUUCAUGCUCGCCAAAGGAGGAAGCUUACAUCACAUGUGCAGACAGAGACAAGCUCCGACUCAGGGAUGGAGGCACUGAGUGCUCAGGACGAGUGGAGGUUUGGCACAAUGGCUCCUGGGGCACAGUGUGUGAUGACUCCUGGAGCCUGGCAGAGGCCGAGGUGGUGUGUCAGCAGCUGGGCUGUGGCUCUGCCCUGGAAGCUCUGCAGGCGGCGGCGUUUGGCCCAGGAAGUGGGCACAUCUGGCUGGAUGAGGUGCAGUGCAGGGGCAGGGAGUCCUCCCUGUGGGCCUGUGCUGCACAGCCCUGGGGGCAGAGUGACUGCAAGCACGAGGAGGAUGCUGGAGUGAGGUGCUCUGGAUUUGUGCGUCUGGCUGGAGGGGGUGGCCCCUGCUCAGGGCGAGUAGAAGUGCACUCUGGAAAUAAAUGGACUCCAGUGUCUCAUGCGAAAUUUGCUUGGCCCACUGCCCAGGUCAUCUGUGCAGAGCUGGGGUGCGGCAAAGCAGUGACUGUCCUGGUGGAUGUGCCUUUCAGAGAGUCAGGUGAACGGUCAUGGGCUGAAGAGUUCCAGUGUGAGGGGCAGGAGCCUGAGCUCAGGAUCUGCCCCAGAGUGCCCUGUCCAGGAGGUGCUUGCCAGCACAGCGGGGCUGUUCAAGUUGUCUGUUCAGCAUACACAGAAGUUCGGCUCAUGAAAAAUGGCACCUCUCAGUGUGAGGGACAAGUGGAGAUGAAUAUUUCUGGAGAAUGGAGAAUGCUCUGUGCCUCUCACUGGAACAUGGCCAAUGCCAAUGUUGUCUGUCGUCAGCUCAGCUGUGGAAUUGCCAUCUCUACCCCAAAAGGAGCCUACUUUGUGGGAGGAGGUGACCAGAUCUGGAAAGCCCAAUUUCACUGCUCAGGGACUGAGUCCUUCCUGUGGAAUUGCCCAGUGACUGCCCUGGGCAUUCCUGACUGUACCCCUGGGAACACAGCCUCUGUGAUCUGUUCAGGUAACAAGACCCAGGUGCUACCCCAGUGCAACUCUACAUCUGAACCAGCAGGCUCUGUACCAACAGAGAACUGCACUGCUAACUGCUCAGAUAGCAGACAGCUCCGCCUGGUGGAUGGGGGCAGUCGCUGUGCUGGAAGGGUAGAGAUCCUACACCAGGGCUCCUGGGGAACCAUCUGUGAUGACAGCUGGGACCUGAACGAUGCCCAGGUGGUGUGCAGACAGCUGGGCUGUGGGGAAGCACUUGAUGCCAUGGUCUCUGCUCACUUUGGGGCAGGAUCAGGCCAGAUAUGGCUGGAUGAUGUGAACUGCACAGGAAGGGAGUCCCACCUGUGGAAGUGCCCUUCCCGGGUCUUGGGACAGCAUGACUGCUGGCACAAGGAAGACGCUGGGGUCAUCUGCUCAGAGUUCCUGGCCCUGAGGAUGGUGAACGAGGACCAGGAGUGUGCCGGGUGGCUGGAAGUCUUCUACAAUGGGACCUGGGGCAGUGUCUGCCGCAGCCCCAUGGAAGCCAUGACCUUGUCCACAAUCUGCAGACACCUUGGCUGUGGGGACAGUGGGACCCUUAACACUUCUGUUUAUUAUAGGGAAGGUUCUAGACCCCGGUGGGUGGAUGGAAUCCAGUGUCGGAACACUGAUAUGUCUCUCUGGCAGUGCCCUUCUGACCCUUGGAAAUACAGUUCAUGCUCACUAAAGGAGGAAGCUUACAUCACAUGUGCAGGAAUGAAACCCAAGAGCUGUCCUUCUGCUGGGCCCUGCACAGACAGAGACAAGCUCCGGCUCAGGGAUGGAGGCACUGAGUGCUCAGGGCGAGUGGAGGUUUGGCACAAUGGCUCCUGGGGCACAGUGUGUGAUGACUCCUGGAGCCUGGCAGAGGCCGAGGUGGUGUGUCAGCAGCUGGGCUGUGGCUCUGCCCUGGAAGCCCUACAGGAGGCAGCUUUUGGCCCAGGAAAAGGGCACAUCUGGCUGGAUGAGGUGCACUGCAGGGGCAAGGAGUCCUCCCUAUGGGCCUGUGCUGCACAGCCCUGGGGGCAGAGUGACUGCAAGCAUGAGGAGGACGCUGGAGUGAAGUGCUCUGGUAAAAGAACAACAUUGCCAACCACUACAGCAGGGACCAGAUCUGUCCCAAGACCUGUCCCUGGCAUCUUCUCCCUGCCUGGGAUCCUUUGCCUCAUCCUGGGUGCCCUUCUCUUCCUGGUCCUCAUCAUCCUGGUGAUUCAGCUGCACAGAUGGAGAGUGGAGCACAAAGCCUUAUCCAGCUUUGAAGAUGCUCUUGACCAGGCUGUGUAUGAGGAGAUUGACUAUCUUGUAACACCGAACAAAGAGGAUCUACUGAGCAGCUCAGAGUUCCUGUCAGAUGACUCAGUAACGAAACUGCCAUAUUACACCAGGGAUGGUGAGUAGAGUAGUGACUAUAAAUCUGUUCUAGAAGCCUCACCUGAGAGGACUGAUGCCUUUGCCGAGGGUUAUGAUGAUGCAGAAGAGCUACCAAUGCCCAAGGCUCCUUCUGCCUCUCAAAUGGGUGAGCAGGAAGUGCUCCCAGAGGAGAAUGGAGUGAGAGCUUUUCAGACAGAGCCUCCAGGACAACAUGUCAAUGCCAUAGGAAAUGGUUAUGAUGAUGCUGAAAAGUUACCUAUUUCUGAAAUUCCUUCUUCCCCUGGCAUGAGGGACAAUUGUUUUUUCCCAAAAGAGCGAGGUGAUGUCUGGUAUUCCCAAACAGGAUUUGUGCGUCUGGCUGGAGGGAGUGGACCCUGCUCAGGGCAAGUAGAAGUGCACUCUGGAAAUAAAUGGACUACAGUGUCUGAUGCGAACUUUAUAUGGCCCACUGCCCAGGUCAUCUGUGCAGAGCUGGGGUGCGGCAAAGCAGUGUCUGUCCUGGUGGAUGUGCCUUUCAGAAACUCAGGUGGACAGGCAUGGGCUGAAGAGUUCCAAUGUGAGGGGCAAGAGCCUGAGCUCAGGAUCUGCCCCAGAGUGCCCUGCCCAGGAGGUGCUUGCCAGCACAGUCGGGCUGUUCAAGUUGUCUGUUCAGCAUACACAGAAGUGCGGCUCAUGAAAAAUGGCACCUCUCAGUGUGAAGGACAAGUGGAGAUGAAUAUUUCUGGAAGAUGGAGAAUGCUCUGUGCCUCUCACUGGAACAUGGCCAAUGCCAAUGUGGUCUGUCGUCAGCUCAGCUGUGGAGUUGCCAUCUCUACCCCAAAAGGAGCCUACUUUGUGGGAGGAGGUGGUCAGAUCUGGAAAGCCCAAUUUCACUGCUCAGGGACUGAGUCCUUCCUGUGGAAUUGCCCUGUGACUGCCCUGGGCAUUCCUGACUGUACCCCUGGGAACACAGCCUCAGUGAUCUGUUCAGGUAACAAGACCCAGGUGCUACCCCAGUGCAACUCUACAUCUGAACCAGCAGGCUCUGCACCGUCAGAGAACUGCCCUGCUAACUGCUCAGAUAGCAGACAGCUCCGCCUGGUGAAUGGGGGCAGUCGCUGUGCUGGAAGGGUAGAGAUCCUACACCAGGGCUCCUGGGGAACCAUCUGUGAUGACAGCUGGGAACUGAAUGAUGCCCAGGUGGUGUGCAGACAGCUGGGCUGUGGGGAAGCACUUGAUGCCAUGGUCUCUGCUCACUUUGGGGCAGGAUCAGGCCAGAUAUGGCUGGAUGAUGUGAACUGCACAGGAAGGGAGUCCCACCUGUGGAAGUGCCCUUCCCAGGUCUUGGGACAGCAUGACUGCUGGCACAAGGAAGACGCUGGGGUCAUCUGCUCAGAGUUCCUGGCCCUGAGGAUGGUGAGUGAGAACCAGGAGUGUGCCGGGUGGCUGGAAGUCUUCUACAAUGGGACCUGGGGCAGUGUCUGCCGCAGCCCCAUGGAAGCCAUGACCUUGUCCACAAUCUGCAGACACCUUGGCUGUGGGGACAGUGGGACCCUUAACACUUCUGUUUAUUAUAGGGAGGGUUCUAGACCCCGGUGGGUGGAUGGAAUCCAGUGUCGGAACACUGAUGUGUCUCUCUGGCAGUGCCCUUCUGACCCUUGGAAAUACAGUUCAUGCAGUCCAAAGGAGGAAGCUUACAUCACAUGUGCAGGAAUGAAACCCAAGAGCUGUCCUUCUGCUGGGCCCUGCACAGACAGAGACAAGCUCCGGCUCAGGGAUGGAGGCACUGAGUGCUCAGGGCGAGUGGAGGUUUGGCACAAUGGCUCCUGGGGCACAGUGUGUGAUGACUCCUGGAGCCUGGCAGAGGCCGAGGUGGUGUGUCAGCAGCUGGGCUGUGGCUCUGCCCUGGAAGCCCUACAGGAGGCAGCUUUUGGCCCAGGAAAAGGGCACAUCUGGCUGGAUGAGGUGCACUGCAGGGGCAAGGAAUCCUCCCUGUGGGCCUGUGCUGCACAGCCCUGGGGGCAGAGUGACUGCAAGCACGAGGAGGACGCUGGAGUGAAGUGCUCUGGUAAAAGAACAACAUUGCCAACCACUACAGCAGGGACCAGAUCUGUCCCAAGACCUGUCCCUGGCAUCUUCUCCCUGCCUGGGAUCCUUUGCCUCAUCCUGGGGGCGCUUCUCUUCCUGGUCCUCAUCAUCCUGGUGAUUCAGCUGCACAGAUGGAGAGUGGAGCACAAAGCCUUAUCCAGCUUUGAAGAUGCUCUUGACCAGGCUGUGUAUGAGGAGAUUGACUAUCUUGUAACACCGAACAAAGAGGAUCUACUGAGCAGCUCAGAGUUCCUGUCAGAUGACUCAGUAACGAAACUGCCAUAUUACACCAGGGAUGGUGAGUAGAGUAGUGACUAUAAAUCUGUUCUAGAAGCCUCACCUGAGAGGACUGAUGCCUUUGCCGAGGGUUAUGAUGAUGCAGAAGAGCUACCAAUGCCCAAGGCUCCUUCUGCCUCUCAAAUGGGUGAGCAGGAAGUGCUCCCAGAGGAGAAUGGAGUGAGAGCUUUUCAGACAGAGCCUCCAGGACAACAUGUCAAUGCCAUAGGAAAUGGUUAUGAUGAUGCUGAAAAGUUACCUAUUUCUGAAAUUCCUUCUUCCCCUGGCAUGAGGGACAAUUGUUUUUUCCCAAAAGAGCGAGGUGAUGUCUGGUAUUCCCAAAGAGGCAUCUCUCUACAGUCUCCUAGUGAAGCUGUCAACAUUUCACUGGAAGAGAAAGGGUCCACUUUGGUCCUGAGACAAGAAGACCCUGGAUAUGAUGAUGUUGAGCUUAGCACCAUUGGACAGCUUCGCCUGGUGGACGGGGGCAGUCGCUGUGCCGGCAGAGUGGAGAUCCUUUACGGUAACUUCUGGGGCACCAUCUGUGGUUACGGAUGGGGCAUGGAAGAUGCCCAGGUGGUGUGCAGACAGCUGGGCUGUGGAGAAGCCCUCGAUGCCCCACUCUCUGCUUACUUUGGACAAGGAUCAGGCCGGGUUUGGCUGGCUGACGUGAGAUGCAACGGAAAGGAGUCCCACCUGAAGAAGUGCCCUUAUUUGGGAAAGGGACACCAGGUCUGCCCUCACGAGUACGAUGCAGGGGUCAUCUGCUCAGGAUUUGUGCGUCUAACUGGAGGGGAUGGACUCUGCUCAGGACAAGUAGAAGUGCACUCUGGAGGAGGCUGGAUUCCAGUGUCUGAUGGGAAACAUACAUUCCCUAUGGCCCAGGUCAUCUGUGCAGAACUGGGGUGUGGCAAAGCAGCGUCUGUCCUGGUGGAUGUGUCUUUCAGAGAAUCAGGUAGACAGGCAUGGGCUGAAGAGUUCCAGUGUAAGGGGCAGGAGCCUGAGCUCAGGAUCUGCCCCAGAGUACCCUGUCCAGGAGGUGCUUGCCAGCACAGUGGGGCUGUUCAAGUUGUCUGUUCAGCAUACACAGAAGUGCGGCUCAUGAAAAAUGGCACCUCUCAGUGUGAAGGACAAGUGGAGAUGAAUAUUUCUGGAGAAUGGAGAAUGCUCUGUGCCUCUCACUGGAACAUGGCCAAUGCCAAUGUUGUCUGUCAUCAGCUCAGCUGUGGAGUUGCCAUCUCUACCCCAAAAGGAGCCUACUUUGUGGGAGGAGGUGACCAGAUCUGGAAAGCCCAGUUUCACUGCUCAGGGACUGAGUCCUUCCUAUGGAACUGCCCAGUGACUGCCCUGGGCAUUCCUGACUGUACCCCUGGGAACACAGCCUCAGUGAUCUGUUCAGGAAACCAGACCCAAGUGCUGCCCCAGUGCAACUCUGUGUCUGAACCAGCAGACUCUGCACCCUCAAAAGACAGCGCUGCCAACUGCUCAGACAGAGGACAGCUUCGCCUGGUGGAUGCCAGCAGUCGCUGUGCUGGCAGGGUGGAGAUCCUUCACCAAGGCUCCUGGGGCACCAUCUGUGAUGACAGCUGGGACCUGAACGAUGCCCAGGUGGUGUGCAGACAGCUGGGCUGCGGGGAAGCCCUCAAUGCCACAGUGUCUGCUCACUUCGGCGCAGGAUCAGGCCAGAUCUGGCUGGAUGACAUGAACUGCACAGGAAGGGAGUCCCACCUGUGGAAAUGCCCUUCCCAGGGCUGGGGACAGCACAACUGCCGACACAAGGAGGAUGCGGGGGUCAUCUGCUCAGAGUUCCUGGCCCUGAGGAUGUUGAGUGAGGACCAGGAGUGCGCUGGGUGGCUGGAAGUUUUCUACAAUGGGACCUGGGGCAGUGUCUGCCGCAGCCCCAUGGAAGCCAUGACCUUGUCCACAAUCUGCAGACACCUUGGCUGUGGAGACAGGGGGACCCUUGACUCUUCUGUUGGUUAUAGGGAAGGUUCUAGGCCCCAGUGGGUGGAUGGAAUCCAGUGUCGGAACACUGAUAUGUCUCUCUGGCAGUGCCCUUCUGACCCCUGGAAAUACAGUUCAUGCUCGCCAAAGGAGGAAGCUUACAUCACGUGUGCAGACAAACACAAGCUCCGACUCAGGGAUGGAGACACUGAGUGCUCAGGACGAGUGGAGGUUUGGCACAAUGGCUCCUGGGGCACAGUGUGUGAUGACUCCUGGAGCCUGGCAGAGGCUGAGGUGGUGUGUCAGCAGCUGGACUGUGGCUCUGCCCUGGAAGCCCUGCAGGAGGCAGCAUUUGGCCCAGGAAGUGGGUACAUCUGGCUGGAUGAGGUGCAGUGCAGAGGCAGGGAGCCCUCCCUGUGGGCCUGUGCUGCACAGCCCUGGGGGCAGAGUGACUGCAAGCACAAGGAGGAUGCUGGAGUGAGGUGCUCUGGUGAGUGGUGGAGAGUGGGUUGA